ACAAUAUUUUGACAGUUCAACCUGACACGGUUCGUAUUUAAAAAUUUCUAUUUUUAAUGAGUGUACGGGAGCUCCUCAAAAUAGCUCAUGAAAAUGUUGUUUACUGCGCCGACAAUACUUGGAGUAAUGGACUUAGUUGUUAUCAAGAAGCCAGCAUGAAUCUUCUGUUAAGAGAAACAGCUCUAACAGAACCAAAUUAUGUAGGAUUAAGGCCUAGGACAGUAAAAGAAUGUAUUCCUAACAGUAAAUUAGCCAAGUAUUCAGACUACGAAUACCAUGAUUCUAGAGAAUUGUCAUAUAGAUUAGAUGAUUUUAAGAAAACAAGUUAUGAAUAUGAUUUUAGCAGUGAAGUGUCAAAGGAGCCAUGGAUGUUAAAAGAAGUAGAUGAGUAUUUUAAGUAUUACACUGAUUUUUACAAAACUCCAGAUCCAAAAGAUAGUGAAAUCCAAAAGACGAAUAGGCUUAAAUAUUUAACUACUUUUGAAUUACCCUUUAUGAAAUGUAAUUCUUUAGCAGAAUAUUUUCUUAAACUUCAAAUAACUAAAGAUAGUACAAAAAAAUUGUGGGAUGUUGAAUCUUUGAAUUCGAAAAUGAUUAUGUUUAGGAGUCUCCGGUCGUUUUGUGAUCAAAGAUCUGUCUUGGUUUAUAAAUCACCAGCAGGUCGAUUUUACGUUUCUGAAUGUGACGAUAUCGAUAGUGAAUUAAAAGAAGAUUAUUAUGGAUGGCUAAAACAUGACGUUAAUGGAGAAAGUAAUAUACAUUUAAAUUCCCUUAAAGAAGAAGUUGGAGGUGAUACAGUCUUUGAAGCCGAUGUGGACUCAAUGCAAAAUAGAAGAUUGUAUUCAGCUGUUUUGCAAGGAUUUUCUUCAAAUAAAAUUCCUUCAACUCAACAAAAUCCGUUACCACUAUUAGGAAGAAGUUUCUCUGAUUCUAGUGAAAAUACAAUGGAAAAAUUAGGAAGUACUAUUAACUUUUGCAAAAGAAAAGUACAUUCUGAAGAUACAUUUAAAAACAAUAAUAUUUCUAAAUUUUUCCCUAGUUGUAGUGCACUAGCUGGGUCAUCUACUAGCAUAGAUGGUGUUUCCAGUUUUCAAAACGAAAAUGUUUCCCAAGUGAAUGCUGUACCACAACAUACAUUUUGUACAUUUUCCCAACCAAUUCGUUAUCGGCCGAACUAUAAUCCUAACAGUUACCAGUUUCCCCCUUUUUAUAUGUUUGUCCACAAUACUUUACAACAAACUUAUGUGCAACCCGUUUACAACCCUAUAUAUCUUCAUAGAUCAGUUCCUGUAAGUAUGGAUAGAAAUAUCCUUAAUUCGAAUUGUUCGCAUGCUCAGUCUCAGUAUUUUUCUUGUAAGUAUACAACAAGUAUUCAAAAAACAAAAAGUGGGAUAUACAAAUCCAGAUCGAAGAGAAAGUACUAUUUACGAAAAAAUAAAAUAGCUUUGUUAAAAUGCAGUUUUACUAGAGAAGACAAAAGACUGAACAAAAUAUAUUCUAUGCCAACGGCGACCGAUUCGGAUUGUUCACUUGGUGAAGUGUACAAAGACACAGACGAAUUGGUAUCAAAAAUAAUAAAUUUAGUUUUAGACGACUCUCUUCCAGACUGUAGUGUGCCCGUAUCUAAAAGUCAAUCUGAUGAACUAGAAAGACAAGCUCUGGAGCAGUAUAACAACUCCGAUGAGAAUGUUUUUCAAGAUCUAGAGAGACAAGCGGCUGAAGAAUAUGAAGACAAUUCGGAAAACUACAGCAGCCCCCCGAAUUGUAGAUUUUUAUUCGGGGGGUUAUAUAAAAAACUUAAUUAUUACGUAUUUUAAGGAAUAUUCUUUAAGUUAUCAACAAUAUAGCUAAUGAAAAGAUUCUUUGUAGACAUAAUCAAGAUAUAAACCAAUGAAAGUUGCUCAGAUGUUCUAACCAUUAUGUUAAAACAAAAUUGGC
Messenger RNA from Diabrotica virgifera virgifera (western corn rootworm), 1938 nucleotides. RefSeq lists its product as uncharacterized. The coding region runs from base 57 to 1817 and encodes 586 amino acids. The transcript has a single exon. The record is from RefSeq and is a predicted model, not a curated record. NCBI's taxonomy places the organism in Eukaryota, Metazoa, Arthropoda, Insecta, Coleoptera, Chrysomelidae.